AUGGACCCCGAUACGCCCGUUGCCCCCGAACCAGCCCCCUCCCCGUUCAACUACAUACUCUCCUUCAUCCUCGUCGGCAUCGCCUGGGGCUUCACGACGCCCUUCAUCCGGCGCGCCGCGGUCGAGUUUAAUAAACGACAAGAAGAGACCAAUCGAUUGUCUGCUGCUGCCACCAGCGGCAACGAAGAAGAUGCUGAUGGUGAAGAUGAAGACCAUGAUAAUGUUCCGGCGCAGUCGCAGCGGGGCAGAUUCGAUAUCAAGAAGAAAAUAAGCAGCCUGUUUUGGACAGUGGUUAAUCUGCUCCGGACGCCGGGGUAUGCGAUUCCGUUGGUGGUGAAUUUGACGGGGUCUGUGUGGUUUUUCUUGCUUGUUGGGAAGCAUGAACUCUCCUUGACGGUCCCCAUAUCGAAUUCAAUGGCCUUCUUAUUCACGGUUUUGGGAGAGUGGUAUGUGGAAAGAAAAGUCAUUGCGAGGGAGACGUGGUUGGGUAUGUUUUUGGUCCUGGGUGGUAUAGCGCUGUGCGUGCAAUCGAAGACUACUGUUUGA
Talaromyces marneffei is the source of this 546-nucleotide messenger RNA. RefSeq lists its product as uncharacterized. The record is from RefSeq and is a predicted model, not a curated record. The coding region runs from base 1 to 546 and encodes 181 amino acids. NCBI's taxonomy places the organism in Eukaryota, Fungi, Ascomycota, Eurotiomycetes, Eurotiales, Trichocomaceae. The transcript is spliced from 2 exons.